AUGUGGACACACAUCAAUGACAAAAAGGACAAAAAGCGGCCAGCACCGCCAGAGUUUGAUCUGGACGACCACGGAGACGGUCCUGUCUCAAACGUCGAUGCAACCAGGUCCAAGAAACGAAAAUUGGCAUCUCCUUCCAACAGCGGCAAGGAAACCGCCGGUACUGGCGAGACGGUAAUGUCUCCAACCACAAGCGCUACCAAUACUAUAGAUAAAGAAAGUCCCGAAUCAUCGAAAAAUGACAGCCAGGCACCAGAAACAACUCGUACUGUCACUCGAGAAGACGUACUCGCAGCCGCCUUCAAGCUGGCUUCAAAAGAUUCUCCACCACCUGACGUGUCCGAUGAAGAGUCCGAAGAAGACCACUACAUGCUCGGUCCACCAUCUACGCGUCCCAAGAAAAGAGCUCGUAGCGCUAAGGGCAAGUCCAAAGCACAAGGUAGUACAUUAACAGCAACAAAGAAAUCAGGACAAGACUUAAACAAACAGCUUAGCACAUCACCCACCAAGACGAGAAGUCACGCCCCAAGCUCAACAAGGAGCCUCUCGACCACCGCGAGCACAACAAUAACACCAUCCCUCACCCAAAAUAAUACCGGCUCAUCCUCCAUCACACUACCUCCAUCCCUAAUCGGUCGAAGAAUGACAAUCCUCACCUACCCACCAUCCAGUAAACAAAAACUCUUCUCUAACCACCCACCUCCCGACGCCCCUUUCCCCGCAGACUUUACCCCCACCGAACUCUGCCAAUACUAUCCAAACCAUCUCAUAGCUGAGAACCUACACCAUUUUAUCCAGCACCAAUGGUCAGCGAGCGAUAUCAUGAGUUUGUUGCCUUCGCAGGAUAAUGUAGCUGAAGAAGAUAGAAUCUCGCAGGUUGCAAUUAAUUCGAGGCUUAAGAAGAUGAAGGCGAAGUUGAAAAAGGAGGGACGUUUGGAUAGGUUAUUGGAGGACGAUGAGAAAGAGCAUGACGAGGGGACGAUGGGUGAGGUAGAGGAGCAGGACGUGGAUGAGGAUGAGGACGAGGAACAGGAGGAGACCCUUGCGGUGGCAGAAAAUGAAGAAGGAGACAAUGGAGAUGGUAAGGAUGAGAUUGAGUAA
Lithohypha guttulata is the source of this 1101-nucleotide messenger RNA. RefSeq lists its product as uncharacterized. Lineage: Eukaryota; Fungi; Ascomycota; Eurotiomycetes; Chaetothyriales; Trichomeriaceae. The transcript has a single exon. The record is from RefSeq and is a predicted model, not a curated record. Bases 1 to 1101 code for a protein of 366 amino acids.